This is a messenger RNA of Penicillium manginii, 2343 nucleotides long. RefSeq lists its product as uncharacterized. Lineage: Eukaryota; Fungi; Ascomycota; Eurotiomycetes; Eurotiales; Aspergillaceae. The record is from RefSeq and is a predicted model, not a curated record. The transcript is spliced from 3 exons. The coding region runs from base 1 to 2343 and encodes 780 amino acids. Gene Ontology annotation, biological process: transcription elongation by RNA polymerase I; DNA-templated transcription; transcription antitermination. Gene Ontology annotation, molecular function: RNA polymerase II transcription regulatory region sequence-specific DNA binding. Gene Ontology annotation, cellular component: nucleus.
AUGCCAGACGAACCAAGACGCUCAGGCCGAGCCACAAAAGGCCAGCACAAGAACCUCGAACUCCCAGCUGAUGCCCCCGCGAAGAAAGGCAAAGUGAAAGGCCCGAAAGACAAGAACAGCAAAGCCUCCGCCGAGCCGACCCCGGGACCUAGUGAGGAUGGGGAAGAGGAAGAGAUAAUCCGAUGCAUCUGCGGCGAAUACGAGGAAGAGGAGGAUGUGGAACGCGAUAUGAUCUGUUGUGAUCAAUGCUCUGCGUGGCAACACAACGACUGCAUGGGCCUCACGUUCGCCAAGGGUCAGGAACCGGAUCAAUACUACUGUGAACAAUGCCGACCGGAGAACCACAAAUUCCUUCUGGAUAAGAUUGCCAGAGGAGAGAAACCAUGGGAAGAAGUUGCAGACAGACGGAGGAAGGAGGCCGAAGAGAAGAAGUCCAAGCGCAAGAAGGGCAAGAAAGGCAGCCGGAAGAGCCAGGGCAGGACAGAGACUAGCACACCAGCUCGCGCUGGUACCUCUGCAACACCUGGUCCUGGCAUGUCCCCUGCCCCAGCUGCUUCGGUAUCGGUCGAACCAGAAAAGAACGCCCAGGGUGCAGACUCACGAAGGUCCAGCACAAACAAGCGCAAGCUUGAGGAUGACACGGAAGCACAUAUGGAGCCUCAAGUCAAACAACAACGAAUUUCUCCAGAACCCGCCCAACAAACACCCGCGAGAGAAACACCAAAGCCCAAGACUGAGCCCACUCCGGACACGCCUACUACAAUGGGCAAUGUGGAAGAUCUGGUGAUCCCCGCGCGCAAAAGCGCGGCCGGUGCACUCAUCAAGCUAUUUGUAGAACAGCUUGCGACGUCUCAGCCGAAAGGCGUUUCCGCUGGAGAAUCAGCAGAGAAUGCUGCACGCCAACUUGGUCUCGCCAUCGAGGAUGCCUUGUAUCGAAAUUUAUGUGGACAGACGGGCGAGCCUAACGAGGCAUAUAAAGCGCAGUUACGAACGAUCGUAUUCAACGUAAAGAAGAAUCCUUCACUACGAGAACGGUUGCUCGUAGGUACUCUCUCCUCAGAUUCCCUGUCUAGGAUGAAGCCAGAGGAGAUGGCGAGCGAAGAACUGCAACAAAAAGAUGCAGAAAUCAAACGUGAAUCAGAACGACAACAUAUCAUUGUACAGGAGCAAGGUCCUCGUAUUCGACGAACACACAAGGGUGAGGAACUGAUCGAAGACGAAACUCACGCUGCAACGGAGUCGGUAUUCUCUGCACCACCUCGUCGUGCUACUGAAACGGAGGCUAGUCCUGGUGACCAAAGCCCCUCUUCGAAACAGCAGCAGGGCACCAAGACCGAGAGACACGCACGAGGACCAUCGCCAACAGGCGAACACCACGACCAUGUCUUCCCCGAAGUUGAAACCAACAUUCGCGAACCCGUGCCUCAUGACAGAAUUCAAGCCGAUGCUGAGAUUGACGAUCUACUACGUGAUGACGAGCCCGAAUCCCCUCCCUACUCGCCAAAGGAUUUCAGCGACGACGGCAUUGUUUGGCGUGGCAAGGUUGCCAUGGCGUCUCUCGCCGAGUUCAUGUCCUCUGCCAAGCAUGUUGGAGGAGCAGACCUCAGUGGUCGUAUUCCAUGGAGUCAGCUUGCGCCGUCAACAUUGCUGGUUGACGGUCGAAUUGAUAUCAAGCUUGCCAGCAACUAUCUCUGUGGUCUGCGAUUCAGCUCCUCCACCGACGUGUCUGUAAUUGCGGUCGGUAGCCCUGAUAUGCCUAGCGAGAAAGCCGGUUUCGACAAGCUUUUCGAAUACUUCCAGGGCCGUAAGCGCUACGGUGUUAUUGGACAGCACCCGCUUUCUGCCGUCAAGGAUACUUACAUUGUUCCUAUCGAGGCCGGUGCCACAACUAAGCCUGAAUUUAUAGAGCUGUUGGAAAACAACUCUCUUGAAGGUCCGAUCCAUGAGCGCAUGUUGCUAGUUGUCUUUGUGGUCAAGACGGGCGAUUCCAACCCACCCUCUGUUCAGCCACCCUCUCACCAACCCAGCCUCGAGCCAGGAAUCACCGCCAGCCCUCUAACUGCCGCUGUCGCCACGCCUCAGCCGAGCUUUGGCUUCCCCCCCAACUGGUCAAACACCACCCAAUAUCGCAUCGCGGCCGCAAUCCAAGUUCUGGGACCUCAAGUGAAUGAGCCUGCCAUCCAGCAACUUCUCAAAACUGCACCCAACGUGGAAGUGGCGCAGUUGAACGUCGUUCGCGACAUUCUGGUCCGCCAGCCAGCUGCAGCCGUUAAUUAUGAUACUCUCAUGAAUGCGCUCUUCGAGAUUCAGCAGAACGGCAACGUCCCGCAGGCGAAUGCCUGA